This is a messenger RNA of Penicillium canescens, 1533 nucleotides long. RefSeq names its product MFS transporter. Gene Ontology annotation, molecular function: transmembrane transporter activity. The record is from RefSeq and is a predicted model, not a curated record. The transcript has a single exon. NCBI's taxonomy places the organism in Eukaryota, Fungi, Ascomycota, Eurotiomycetes, Eurotiales, Aspergillaceae. Bases 1 to 1533 code for a protein of 510 amino acids. Gene Ontology annotation, biological process: transmembrane transport.
AUGCCAGGGACCGAUAGACGCGACCCUGGCCGGGAACGUAUUGCUUCCCGACCUAACUCGGCUAAUGGCAUUGCCGAGAACAAUCAUGUAGACGAGACUACAGCCCUCUUGGGUUCUGACACUCGGGACCACUCGCCAUCGCCGGACGGCGACAGCACCGACGAAUAUGAUGAGGGAAAGCCUUUGCCAAAGGUCCAAAUCCUGCUCCUCUGCUACGCCCGAAUAAUAGAGCCAUUGGCCUUCUUCUCUAUCUUCCCAUAUGUCAACCAAAUGAUCCAAAGCAACGGAGGCAUUGCAGACACAGAUGUCGGCUUCUACAGCGGCCUUAUUGAGUCAUUAUUCUCCCUCACGCAAGCCAUUGUGAUGAUAUUCUGGGGCCAUGCAGCCGAUCGCUUCGGGCGCAAGCCAGUCCUAGUUUUCUCGUUAUUCGGUGUGACCUUCGCUACAGGGCUUUUCGGUAUGGCAAAGACUAUUCCCCAGAUGGCCCUGUUUAGGUGCCUCGCCGGUGUCUUCGCCGGCACCAUCGUCACUAUCCGCACCAUGAUCGCCGAGCACAGCACGCCAAAGACCCAAGCACAGGCUUUCAGCUGGUUUGCCUUCAGUGGAAACUUAGGUAUUUUCCUAGGGCCUCUGCUAGGUGGUUCCCUUGCUGAUCCGGUGCGUCAGUACCCGGGUAUUUUUGGAGCCGUCCGGUUCUUCCAAAAGUAUCCCUACGCGUUAUCGAGUCUUGUGGUGGCACUAGUGGGAGCAACCGCUGCUAUAUCUAGUGCCUGCUUUGUUAAAGAGACGUUAGAGAAAGACACUGAUGCCGCGGACGGUGACGAGGAGGAGGCAACCUCCGACGCGCCGGUCCACAGAGGCGACCUCUCUGCAUGGCAGCUUUUGAAAUCGCCAGGGGUGGGUAUGGUAAUUUACACCUAUGGCCACAUUAUGGUCCUCGCGUUUGCAUACACAGCCAUUAUUCCGGUCUUCUGGUUUACGCCCGCGAGCCUAGGAGGAUACGGCUUCACGCCACUGCAAAUCUCCCUUAUGAUGGGUCUGAGCGGCGCCGCACAAGCUGCAUGGCUCCUCCUAGUCUUCCCACCACUGCAGCGAAAGAUCGGGACAAACGGGGUGAUACGCCUCUGCGCCACAGCCUAUCCGUUCUUCUUCCUAUGCUGUCCAUUAGGCAAUGUCUUCCUCCGGAUAGGGACCGAGGUAUCUAUCAAGGCUUUCUGGAUCUUUGUGCCGGUGGUGUUGGUCAUCGGUUGCGGAGUCAGCAUGAGCUUUACAGCAAUCCAACUCGCUGUCAACGAUAGCGCACCCUCACCGAAAGUCUUGGGUACGCUGAACGCGCUGGCCCUGACUAGCGUCAGUGGUCUAAGGGCCUUCUGUCCGGCUCUCUUCACCACUCUCUUUGCGAUAGGCGCGAGGACCCAAGCCGUGGGCGGCUAUGCGAUCUGGGUUCUGAUGCUCCUACUUGCUGCUGGGUUCUCAGUGGUAGCGAGAUACCUACCAGAACCCCAGAGGAGCCGGAAGCGCCGAAAUGUCUAA